AUGGUGUUCGAGAUCCACGUCAUCAUCAAGCGGGAUAUUUCCAUGCAUGAGACCCUCACAGUCGACAUACCAAUGCCCCGACUCGCGGCCUCUUCCAUCCGUAUACGCACAUCACUAAUCGGUAUCACAUCCAAUAACUUCACAUAUGCAACGCUGGGCGACAUGCUACAGUGGUGGAACACAUGGCCUGUCCCAAUAGACGGGCCGGCUCCCUACAACAACAGGGAUGAGUGGGGUAUCGUCCCGGCUUGGGGCUUCGCGAGGGUGCUUGAAUCAACUGUUGAUGCCAUCCAGACUGGCGGCCUGCUGUACGGAUUCUGGCCCACCUCAUCGCAUCCCUUCGACAUGAGACUCGAGCCAGCCGAGCCCAAAGGUCAUUUUCGUGAGAUCAGCGAGCAUAGGCAGGGGCUGGGAAGUAUUUACAACCACUACAACCUCGUCGACGAGUCAGCGCAGUCGGAAGAGUUCAGGGCGUGGUUCGCCAACGUAUACCCCCCUUGGAACGGCGGUUACGUGUUGAACCGUUUCACCUACCCGACGGAUUUCAAGCCAGUCCAUCCAUUGGGUCAGGGGGCUGGAGAAUGGACUGAUCAGGAUGCAGAUUUGAGCUCCGCUAUGGUCGUCAGUCUAUCCGCAGCGAGCAGAACGGCGAGGUCCUUCACAUGGAACUUGGCUCGCAACCGCAAGCCGGGAAACGGGCCGCUGGCUCUCCUCCAGGCCACCUCUGUGCCCCAAUCUUUGACGCCUGCGUUCGAGUCGGAGUUCGAAAUCAAGGCGGUCAACUACGACAGUCUCGUUUCACAGGAGGUCACGGGUUGGAUCGCUGGAUUCCAACCGAAGCGCGUUGUCGUCGCGGACUUUGGAGGCCCCCCUGAAGUGACUGAGAAGUUGCUAGAGACUAUCAAAUCAGCGCUCUCGGAGUCCACAGUCAUCAGCAACCUUCUGGUUGGAGCUCAGCCUAAAGUUGUGCCACAGAACGAGAUGAUAGCAAGGAUGGGAUCGCAGAAGAAAUGGGGUACCGUCCAGCUCAACACGACGGGUGCUGUCGACGCCGGAAUAGCUGCCGAGGGCGCCGAGCAUUAUCAUCAGGAAAACGUCUCCGCAUUUAAGCGAUCUCUGAAAGAGAACAUUGCCGGAGAUCUCGAGCUGGCAUGGGGAAGCGGGGUUGGGGGCGCAAAUGGGGUCGAGAAGGCGUGGGAGGAUCUUGCCAAGGGGACCUUGUCCUUUAACAAGGCAUGGGUAUAUCGAUUGGAGUAA
Messenger RNA from Colletotrichum graminicola M1.001, 1257 nucleotides. RefSeq lists its product as uncharacterized. Bases 1 to 1257 code for a protein of 418 amino acids. The transcript has a single exon. Lineage: Eukaryota; Fungi; Ascomycota; Sordariomycetes; Glomerellales; Glomerellaceae. The record is from RefSeq and is a predicted model, not a curated record.